This is a messenger RNA of Microthlaspi erraticum, 507 nucleotides long. The record is from the annotation of a GenBank genome assembly. NCBI's taxonomy places the organism in Eukaryota, Viridiplantae, Streptophyta, Magnoliopsida, Brassicales, Brassicaceae.
AUGGGUUUGCUGCAGCUCAAGUGCUUCCCUCAACUCAAAACCCUUAACUUUUCAGGAAAUAGGUUCAAUCACUUGUUUGAUCCCAUCCAUGGUUAUAAGAGUUUCCAGAGACUUGAGAACCUGGAGAACAUAGAUUUGUCGAGCAAUGAUUUCAACAACAGUGUUCUCCCGUUCCUAAGUGGAGCAAGGUCGCUCAGGAUUCUAAAUCUUCAAAGCAAUUCACUGGAAGGUGUCUUUUGUCUGAAUGGUUUAAACAAUUUCAGGGAAUUGGAAGAACUGGAUCUACAAUACAAUUAUAUAACAGACUUUGAAGCUGGUGAAGAUCGCUUUGCAAGCUCGGAUCCAAAGCUAGCUCUCGCUAGUGACUCAAAGUUACAAGCUUUCACAAGAUCUAGUCUAAAACAGCACAAGAACAUCCCAACAACCAAUCUCUUAGGUUGGGAAUGUUUCUCUCUAUCGCUAGCUCUCUUAGGCAUUAACAAACACCUUCUAGGUGUACUAGCCUAG